Molecule: messenger RNA, 2033 nt
Organism: Ostrinia nubilalis (European corn borer)
Lineage: Eukaryota; Metazoa; Arthropoda; Insecta; Lepidoptera; Crambidae
Gene: MetRS-m
Product: methionine--tRNA ligase, mitochondrial
Exons: 10
Coding region: 163-1836 (557 amino acids)
Biological process (GO): methionyl-tRNA aminoacylation
Molecular function (GO): methionine-tRNA ligase activity; ATP binding
Source: RefSeq, a predicted model, not a curated record
UGGCGAAAGACUGAAGUGAAUUACUUAACUUUUCUUUAAAUGCGAGACUCUUGAAUGCGAGUUAAAUUCUAAUUAGUAUUCAUCCUUUUCGUGGUAAAACGUAUCUACAAAAAAAAAUAAACUCAUAACCUAAAAAUUUAAAACUACUUUGUGUUUACAAAAAUGCGGCUAAACAUACGGUUACUUUCGUCUGCUGUUCAAAAGAGGCCUUUUUACGUGACUACCCCUAUAUUUUACGUAAAUGCCGCACCACAUCUCGGUCACCUUUACUCAGCAGUCGUAGCAGACGCCAUUCAGAGGUUUGAGAAGCUCACAAACCCAGACUGCAAUAUUAUAUUUAGUACAGGCACUGAUGAGCAUGGAACCAAGAUCCAGCAAGCGGCUGCCAAAGCCAAACUUCCCCUCCCAGAGUACUGCUCCAAGACGUCUGACGAAUACCGAACACUGUUCAAGGAGUUCAACGUUGACUUCACAGAUUAUGUCAGGACUACAGAAAAGAGGCAUAAGGUUUCUGUUAAACACUUUUGGAACAAACUAAUGAAAAAGGACUACAUAUACAAAGCGAAGUACUCGGGCUGGUAUAGCGUCAACGACGAGUCUUUCGUGCCUGAGGCUCACACCAGGGAAGAUAUUGUGAAUGGAGAGAAGGUGAAAUUGUCUGUGGAGUCGGGCCACAGAGUCGAGUGGACAGAAGAGACAAACUACAUGUUUCGUCUCAGCGCCUUCAAAACGCAUCUGAAGGAGUGGCUUAGUACAGACGGCGUAAUAACUCCCAGCAAGUUCCAGAAACAGUUGCAGGAGUUACUGGAGAAUGAGGUGUACUUCCCCGACAUAUCGGUCAGCCGCCCGUCUUCCAGGGUGCACUGGGCGAUACGAGUGCCAAACGACGAGGAGCAAAGUAUAUACGUGUGGCUGGACGCUCUUAUCAACUACUUAACUGCUAUCGGGUACCCUGAUGAGGACGCCAUGAUCCGGCGCGGCCGGCCCUGGCCCGCUGACGUGCACGUGGUCGGGAAGGAUAUACUCAAGUUCCACGGCAUCUACUGGCCGGCCUUCUUAAUGGCCACGAGCUGGCCGCCGCCGCGCCGCCUCGUCUGCCACUCGCACUGGACGGUAGACGGAAGCAAGAUGUCCAAGUCUCUAGGCAACGUGGUGGACCCAAGGAGGACCCCUGUGAAUCCCUCUGCGUUGAGAUAUUUGCUGUUGAGGGAAGCUACUAUGUCUGGUGAUGCUAACUACAGCGAAACCAAGUUAAUAAACGUGGCGAACUCCGAGCUAGCCGAUACAUUAGGCAACCUGGCGUCCCGUUGCUGCGGGACGUCUCUGAACCCGCGACAAGAGUUCCCUCCAUUACACGUGCACGAACUUGCGACGUGUCGGCAAGUUGACGUCACCGCGAACCUCUUGGAUAGAGUGGAAAGGCUGCCUGAAAUCUGCCACGAGCACUACUCAAACUACCAGUUCUACAAAGUAGUUGACGCGGUCAUACACACGCUACACCUCGCCAAUCUCUUCUUCGAGACCCACAAGCCGUGGGAACUCCGAAAACAAGUGGAGAACCAGAAACACCUCGACGUCAUCCUACACAUCACCAUGGAAACGCUCAGAAUAUGUGGAAUAAUACUCCAACCGAUAAUACCAGACAUGUCUCAAAAAUUACUCGAUAAACUACAAAUACCGAAGGAUUCCAGAAACUGGCAACACUGCGAGCGGCCAUCUUGGAGCAUAGAGGACGCGAUAUACGAAACUAAGUACAUACAGAAUGGCAAGUUUGUGCUGUUUCAGAGAGUUUAUGUGGAUAAAAAUAAUGUGCAGAAGAAAAAGGCGAAAGCGUAGGACUUGUAAUGUGUGAAUUUGUUUGGGUGGAAUAACUGAAACAAGAAAUAAUGUAGUUCCUACGUUAUGUUUUAAUUUGAUGCCUUGUUUACAUGUCUAAAAUGGAAUCGAAAACUUUUGAAUCUGUUUGGGAAAAUUUUUUUUGCGAAUUAUGUCUUCUCCAUUGCAAUCCUUUUUAGCAAAAUUAAAUGCAUCAA